CUGCUGCUACUUGUUGCCUCUCUCUACCCUAUCACCACUCAUCAUCAUCUCAUACCUUCACUCCACUCCAGCAGUUGAAAAGGGCCAAACUUUCUCUCUCUCUCUCUCUCUCAACUCAUUGAUUACAGCCACCGUUUUCUCUCUCUUCUUACUUGCUUUGGUUCUUCUCUUCUAUACCUAAAGCCUACCUUCAUACCCAUGUCCAUUUGUAGCAUGUUUCGUCUUGGGCAUCCCAAAGUUCAAAUUUUUCUCACACACUCCUUCCAUUCAAACCUCUACACCCUUUUGGGUCAUUUCUAGAAGAUCUAUCUCCCAACCCUGUUGGGUGAACAGAAAGAAGAAAAAAAAUGGGAAGCAAGUGGAGAAAAUUGAAGCUGGCUCUUGGUUUGGAUUCCUGUGUUCACAUUCCUAGAACCUUUGAUGAUUCCUACGCCACAGGCAGGAUUUCCGGCAGCGUCUCACCCAGCGUCGUGUCGCCGGCCGGCGACAACUCCGGCUAUCGCCCAUCGACUCCCACGCCGUCCUCCUCUGGUCUACGGUUACCCAAAUCCGGACCCAAAUCUCCCAAGGGUACGUGUGCAAUAUGCCUUUACACAAUGAAACCAGGGCAGGGCCAUGCCAUUUUCACUGCAGAAUGUUCUCACUCUUUCCACUUUCACUGCAUCACUUCUAAUGUGAAACAUGGGAACCAGAUUUGCCCUGUCUGCCGAGCAAAAUGGAAAGAAGUUCCUUUUCAGAGUCCUACUUCUAAUAUGCCCCAUGACUUGCCUCGAAUUAACCUUGUUGCUGCUCGAGAUGAAGGCUGGCCAACUGCCGUACGGAGGCUUCCUUCUCCUCAAGGUGAUGCUGCUCGGCCGAUUUCGUCACUUUAUCAUGUUAAUGAACCUGCUAUUUUUGAUGAUGAUGAAGCCCUGGAUCAACAAACUUCAAUUACCCAUCAUAAUGAUCAAACUGACCAUGAUAAGAUAAAUACAGUGGAGAUCAAAACAUUUCCCGAGGUUUCAGCUGUUCCAAAAUCGGCCUCUCAUGAUGCCUUUGCUGUAUUAAUCCAUCUGAAAGCUCCUCAUUCAAGGAGAAAACCACAUAUUGGACAAAAUAUUGAAUCAUCACCUCCGGUUGAGAAUACUCGAGCCUCAGUUGAUCUUGUUACAGUUCUUGAUGUGAGUGGUAGCAUGGCAGGUACUAAACUAGCGUUGCUAAAACGUGCUAUGGGUUUUGUCAUUCAGAAUCUUGGUCCAUCAGACCGGCUGUCUGUCAUUGCCUUCUCCUCCACAGCACGUCGCAUCUUCCCUCUCCGGUUGAUGACUGAGACUGGACGACAGCAGGCAUUGCAGGCUGUUAAUUCCUUGGUUUCAAAUGGGGGGACAAACAUUGCUGAAGGCCUGAGAAAAGGUGCCAAGGUGUUUGCUGAUCGCAAAUGGAAGAACUCCGUUAGCAGCAUCAUAUUACUCUCUGAUGGGCAGGAUACAUAUACAGUCAAUAGCAGGCCUAAUACUGGAAUAGAUUACCAGUCACUUGUUCCAAACUCCAUUCAUCGAAAUAAUGGUGUUGGCAUGCAGAUUCCAGUGCAUGCAUUUGGGUUUGGCUCUGAUCAUGAUGCCACUUCAAUGCAUUCAAUCUCAGAGAUAUCUGGGGGUACAUUUUCUUUUAUCGAAGCUGAGGAUGUGAUCCAGGAUGCAUUUGCACAGUGUAUCGGAGGACUCUUGAGUGUGGUGGUUCAAGAAUUACAAGUGGAAGUGGGGUGUGUUCAUCCUCAUUUACAACUUAGUUCUGUAAAAGCAGGAAGCUACCAAACAAGCUUGAUGGCGAAUGCAAGACUGGCUACUAUCAUUGUGGGAGAUUUGUAUGCCGAAGAGGAAAGAGACUUUUUGGUGACAGUUAAUGUUCCAGUUGAUGAGUCAACUGAUGAGAUGCCUCUGUUGAUUGUGAGAGGUCUUUACCGAGAUCCCAUAACAAAAGAAAUGGUGGCUUUGGAAGAAAACAGUGAAGUUAAAAUUCAGAGACCUGACAUCGCUGGAGAACUAGUUGUGUCAAUAGAGGUAGACAGACAGCGAAACAGGCUUCAAGCUGCUGAGGCCAUGGCUGAGGCUAGAGUUGCAGCUGAACGCGGUGAUUUGUCUAGUGCAGUUUCAGUCCUGGAUAACUGUCACAAGGCAUUGUCUGAAACCAUUUCUGCUCAAGCUGCAGAUAGGUUAUGUGUUGCUCUUUCUGCAGAGUUGAAGGAGAUGCAGGAGAGGAUGGCUAAUCAACGUGUUUAUGAGCAGUCUGGAAGGGCCUAUGUUCUUUCAGGAUUAAGUUCACAUUCAUGGCAGAGGGCAACCGCACGUGGUGAUUCCACANACANCUCUAGCCUUGUNCAAGCAUACCAAACUCCUUCAAUGGUUGACAUGGUGACGCGCUCCCAGACCAUGGUUUUCGGAGCGCCUCAAAAUAAACGAGUUCUCAGGCCUGCGAAAUCAUUUCCUGAGAGACAGAGAAGACAAUAGGAAUGAAAAACUAUGUUUGGAAAUACUAUUUGGCCUAUACUUAUACUUUCUGAGGAAACCUUCAUGUUUCUUCAUAUCUUAAGCUACCCUUUUGUUUUUGGUUUUGUGAAGGUGGGGGUAUAAUGGAAAGGAAGGAGUUUUAGGUGGAUAAAAUUCCUGAUUUUGCCAAUAUCAAAAAGUGUAAAUGCAUAGGCUGGAAAAGGGGCUCUGCUGAGAAUGAAUGGCGAAAAAGGAUGCACAGGUUGAAUAUUUCAGUGUGAUUCCGAGUGAUGUACAUAACCUAUUGUUUCUUAGUUGAAUUGUGCGGGUGAAUUUCAUCACUGGAUUAUAUAUAUGGUAUAAUAUAUGUGCUUCUGAUUCUUUUCAUCA
Molecule: messenger RNA, 2855 nt
Organism: Vigna radiata var. radiata (mung bean)
Lineage: Eukaryota; Viridiplantae; Streptophyta; Magnoliopsida; Fabales; Fabaceae
Exons: 2
Coding region: 348-2486 (712 amino acids)
Source: RefSeq, a predicted model, not a curated record